Cutaneotrichosporon cavernicola is the source of this 267-nucleotide messenger RNA. RefSeq lists its product as uncharacterized. The transcript has 3 exons. The record is from RefSeq and is a predicted model, not a curated record. The coding region runs from base 1 to 267 and encodes 88 amino acids. NCBI's taxonomy places the organism in Eukaryota, Fungi, Basidiomycota, Tremellomycetes, Trichosporonales, Trichosporonaceae.
AUGUCGUCAACACAACCAGCACCCACCUCAGCGUCAACGCAGCCCACACAGUCCACUCCCGAGGAGAACAAGUGGCAGGACUGCACUGCUUGCCGCCUAACUGGGGCCGCGACCUUCUCCGGCCUGGGGCUGUAUGCGCUCUAUGAGGCCAACCAACAGGGUGCAUUCGCCAAAGUUCGCCCAAAGGGGAGCCCACGGGGUGCGCCGAUCACGGCGGCGGUUGGUGUUGUGUUCAUCGGGCUUGGCAUCGGCCGGCUGUUCGUGUAG